Cyclospora cayetanensis is the source of this 639-nucleotide messenger RNA. RefSeq lists its product as uncharacterized. Lineage: Eukaryota; Apicomplexa; Conoidasida; Eucoccidiorida; Eimeriidae. The record is from RefSeq and is a predicted model, not a curated record. The transcript has 4 exons. The coding region runs from base 1 to 639 and encodes 212 amino acids.
AUGAGGAAUAUGCUCUUGCAGGAGGUGCAGUGGCUGCCUGCGCCUCCCGCUGCUUGCCAGCAGCAGCAGCAGCGUGGUCGCGACGAGCUCCAGCAGCAGCAGCAGCAGGCAGCGUCGGAUCCCCUCGCUGCAGCGUCCGACUUUUUGGGCUUGAAGGUUCUCGGAGGCGGUGUAGCGACGGCAGCAGCAGCGGCGGCAGCGGCUGCAGUGGCUGCGGAGGAGCAGCCUGUGCCUGCGUCAGCGACUGUCGACGUCGAGGGGUCACUCCCCCCCUACAGCAGCGCUUGGGAGCGCCACUUGGCGUACAAUUAUGGCCUGUACGAUCCUCGCCGCCUUCACAAGGCGCUGACUCCCCAGCAAGUCGCUGCCGACGUCUCCCUUUUCAAGCAAACGCUGGAAACUGCAGAACCCCAAGACGCUUGCAAGUACUUGCAACUCGAGGAAUUCAAGUGUCUGCGCGAGCACCAGGCACACCGAGAUCCGGAGACAGCAAGCACAAAAUGCGUCAAGUGGUUUCAAGAGUGGCGUCAGUGCAAAUGGGAUCAAGACAAGCUGCAGAAAGGCUACGCGUUUGCCGAAGACAGACUUCCCGCGAAGCACAAGCCGUACAUCGCCACGCCAGACACUCAAUACGCCUGA